AUGGGUUUCACAAAAAAUGAUGCCUAUAACUAUAUCGAGAAGACUAAGCGGGAGAAGAUUUUUCAUGGAGACGCUAAUGCCGCAAUAAUCUAUUUGGAAGGAAUAGCGGUGUCGGAUCCGAUGUGCAUGGCUAGGUACAAUUUGACAGCGAGACAAACAACUAUAUUUGGGUUUGGAUUAGUGUUGGAUGAAAGCGUUGGAUCAUACACGUGGUUGCUUGAAAAUCUGUUGGAGGGCAUGUGCAACAAGAAGCCAUCGGUGAUAAUGACAGACGGGUGUGACUCAAUGAGGGCAGCAAUCAAGGCAGUGUUUUCAGAGGCCACACAUCGGUUGUGUGCAUGGCAUAUGGAGAAGAAAUUGACUUCAAAUGUGAAAGAUGGAGGGUUACAACAACUUUUCACUAUGUGGCUGUAUUCGAAUAUGGAGAUAGAAGAGUUUGAGGCAGAAUGGCAUACAACUGUUGAAGAAUAUGGACUUGAUGAUAGUUUUUGGGCUAAGGAAACUUAUAAUAAGCGGAGAAUGUGGGUAAAUGCAUACUUAAAAGACAAAUUCUAUGUCGAGUUUCGUACAACUUCUCGAUGUGAAGGGAUUAAUGCGAAUGUCAAAAAGUUUCUUAAUUCAAGGCACAGUGUCCUUGAGAUGGUGCAAAAUGUUAAAUUGAUGGUACAAAAGUAUCGAAAUAUUGAGUUAGAUGCCCACUUCAGGUCCAUUCACAUCAACCCAGUGAUCACGACUUGCUUGGACCCACUUGAGCGGUUUGUUGUAACUGUUUACACAUGA
Molecule: messenger RNA, 780 nt
Organism: Arachis ipaensis
Lineage: Eukaryota; Viridiplantae; Streptophyta; Magnoliopsida; Fabales; Fabaceae
Source: RefSeq, a predicted model, not a curated record